ACACCUUCCCAAACAAAACUCCACCUUAUUAUAUAUAUUCACACAAUUGUUACUACCAACCUCACAACAAAAUUGAAAGAGAUAACAACAUUCAUUCAUUCUUACACUAACUCAUAUUUUUGUGCAAAAUAACAGUAUUAAUCUUUGAUCUACUAUGGGUGUAAAUGCAACCUCACGCACAUUAGAAAUCACAGUUAUAUCCGGGGAAAACAUUCAUGGAUCAGAGGACGCGUAUGUUGUCGUUCGAGGUGAGUCUCUAAAUUGUCACACAACAAAAACAGUGAAAGCUAAUAAUGGUGUUGGAGAGAAUUCGAGUUUUCUUUCGGGGAAUGAGACGUUUAUGUUGGACAUGCCGUUGCAUGCAAGGUCAGUCACGUUUGAGGUGCAAAGCAAGAAAUUCAAAGGUGUUCAUCCUAUUGGAGUUGCGAGAAUAGCGGUUGCGGAUUUUCUUGAUGGCGAUGAAUCGGAGAAUUGUAUGCGGGUUUUGAGCUAUAGAUUGAGGGAUUGGGAAGGGAGGAAAAAUGGAGUUAUUCAUUUUGGUGUGAGGGUGGUUGUGCCGGAGAAAAUUUCAGUUACGGUGGCGGAAAAGGAUGCCGUGGUGAGUGGAAAGAAAUGCGGUGAUAGUUUAGCUGGAGUAGAUUUUGGUGGCAAGAAUUCUAAUGGUGUUGUUGUUAUUGGUAUUCCGAUUUUGGCGAAUUACCCUAAUACUGUUAUUUAAAUAUUUUUUAUUUUUAUUUUUAUUUUUAUUUUUUUUAUAUUUGUAAAAGAUUGAUGAAGUUGAUUUUAAUCGUAAUAUAAAUUAAAGUAUCAUGUGUGUCACAAUAAUCAGUAUUGCCUUGCAACCAUUGCUUUAGCAAACAACAAUUCAACUACAUUAGUACUACA
Vicia villosa (hairy vetch) is the source of this 885-nucleotide messenger RNA. RefSeq names its product BON1-associated protein 2-like. Lineage: Eukaryota; Viridiplantae; Streptophyta; Magnoliopsida; Fabales; Fabaceae. The transcript has a single exon. The record is from RefSeq and is a predicted model, not a curated record. The coding region runs from base 155 to 718 and encodes 187 amino acids.